Molecule: messenger RNA, 954 nt
Organism: Lepisosteus oculatus (spotted gar)
Lineage: Eukaryota; Metazoa; Chordata; Actinopteri; Semionotiformes; Lepisosteidae
Source: RefSeq, a predicted model, not a curated record
AUGCACAUGAAUAACUCUUCUGAUGUCACAUCUCUUCUUUCACUGGAAAGCUUUAACAUUCCCCCUGGAUGGGUCUACCCUGCAUUCAUUUUUGGAAUGUUAAUUUAUUGCAUUAUUCUUUUCUGUAAUCUAAUAAUCCUUAUUACAAUUGCUAUGGAGAAACAUUUACAUGAACCAAUGUAUCUACUAGUUUUUAAUCUCCCUAUCAAUGACCUUAUGGGAGCAACUGCCUUAUUUCCCGCUUUAAUGAAAGAAAUUUUACUUGAUUCAAGGUCAAUAAGUUAUACAGCCUGUGUCAUACAGGCUUUCUUUGUCCACAUUUAUGCAGUGGGUUCUUUGUUGAUACUAAUAGCAAUGGCAUUUGAUAGAUAUUUAGCGAUAUGCUGUCCUUUAAGAUACCAUGCAAUUAUGACUAAUACCUGUUUAUUAAAAAUUAUUGUUCUGAUUUGGAUAGUUGAUGUCACUAUGAUAGUUGUGCUUUUUCUUAUGGUUCUGCGGUUACCACACUGUCGGUCCUUGAUUUCUAACAUUUAUUGUGAUAAUCCUUCUCUUGUGAGACUAGUCUGUGCAGAUACAAGCACAAAUAACAUUUAUGGGCUCUUUAUAACAUUUUCUUUACAGGCGUUAUCUAUAAGUGUUGUUAUUUAUACAUACCUCCAGAUACUUUUCACGUGUUUGAAUAACAAACUGUCUGACGCUAAGGGUAAAGCCAUUCAGACUUGUGGUACUCAUUUAGUAAGCUUUGUUAUUUUGGAAGUUACUGGUGUUCUUCCUAUACUUGCAUAUCGUAUUGAGGGAUUUUCACCUCAUGCAAAGAAAAUAUUGUCAAAAAUAUUGUCAGUGUUUGUCUUAGUAUUUCCCCCGACACUGAAUCCAAUCAUAUAUGGCCUCAGAACAAAGGAGAUCAGAAGCAAAAUACCACUGGUUUUCAAUCGAAAAGUGACACCAUUCUAG